AUGACUGAAAAGGUUACUAUUGCACACAUCCAACACAACUUUGUUGAUGUAAUUGAGGACACGAGAGACUCAUCCCCAACCGAAAACACUUUCUUUAUUAAUGUCAACAGUUCCCCUAAUGAGAUAACAGAACAUGUAAUCACGGUGAACUCAUCAGAACCCUUUUUCAGUUGUUCAUUAGAUGAUCAAUUUAAAAAAUUAGAAGCAAAUAAAUUUGAAGCUAAAUUAAAUGGGGAAAACUUUAAAUUCAAUACAAGCGUCAAGGACUGGACCACUGCCAGCUCUAAUACUAGUUGGACUGCCGUUGAUGUUAUUCAAAAACCUCAGACGAGGUAUCUGUUAGGUGAUUCUGUAGGAAAUAUCAAAGUGUUUAAUGAGAAUUAUGAUCUUGAGAGAGAAUUUGAAAAUAUUCAUUCUAGUGACAUCACGUCGGCAAAAUUUUUCCCAAGCUCUGAAGUAAUCUUAUCCGCAUCUUCUGAUAUGCAGCUAAAAAUAUUAUCCAUCGAAGACGGUUCAAAUCCAAGAACUCUAAUAGGACAUACGUCUUCGGUUACAGGAUCAGUUAUAGUAGGUCGAGGAAGAAAUGUGAUAUCCUCAUCGAAGGAUGGUACGAUACGUCUUUGGGAAUGUGGAUCUGGAAGUAACAUUCAUACAUUUACUAGAAGGGAAAACCCAUCAGAUGGUGUCAAUUCGAUAAGUCUCAGAUCCGAAUCAGGUUCCAAUUGUGUGAUAGAAUCUGACAAUAAAAAUUUAGAGUAUGAAACAAGUGGGAAGACAAUAUUUGGUGGACAUACAUCAGGUGUCAUAACAGUUUUCGAUAUAUUUUCUAAACAACAAUUAUUACAACUACCAAGUGAGUUUAUGUCAUCAUGUACUUCAAUAUGUACAGACCCGAAGGAGUACAACCACGUUGUAGCCGGCUAUGAAAAUGGAACAAUUGCCAUAUGGGAUAUUAGGUACCCAAAUAGUUGCAUCUCUAAGGCUAUCAUUAAAGAUAGAACGCCUAUUAAUACUUUAUUAUACGAAAAUGACAUGAUUCUAACCUCUACAGGUUGUGACACAAGUUUAUCGAUGGAUGUUGCACCUGAUUCAAAGAAAAUUGAUACUAAUAAUCCAACUUUCUUUGUAUCCAAUGAUACAGAUGUUUCAAGCUUUGCUUCUUUUACAAACAAAAAGGGUAUUCAUAACCUAAUUGCUGUUGGUAGGUUUGGGUUUUGUGCAGGAUACCAACUUUAG
Molecule: messenger RNA, 1236 nt
Organism: Maudiozyma barnettii
Lineage: Eukaryota; Fungi; Ascomycota; Saccharomycetes; Saccharomycetales; Saccharomycetaceae
Gene: RPN14
Product: Rpn14p
Exons: 1
Coding region: 1-1236 (411 amino acids)
Molecular function (GO): protein binding
Source: RefSeq, a predicted model, not a curated record